Coprinopsis cinerea okayama7#130 is the source of this 780-nucleotide messenger RNA. RefSeq lists its product as hypothetical. Gene Ontology annotation, cellular component: nucleosome. NCBI's taxonomy places the organism in Eukaryota, Fungi, Basidiomycota, Agaricomycetes, Agaricales, Psathyrellaceae. Gene Ontology annotation, biological process: nucleosome assembly. The record is from RefSeq and is a predicted model, not a curated record. Gene Ontology annotation, molecular function: structural constituent of chromatin; DNA binding. The transcript has 6 exons. Bases 1 to 780 code for a protein of 259 amino acids.
AUGGCCCGAGGCAAAGCUGCUACAACUACUAAGGACACAAAGUCCACCACUAAAGCUGCUGCAAAGCCAGCAACCGCCAAGAAGCCUGCCGCAAAGGCCUCCUCUCACCCUUCAUGGGCGGACAUGAUCAAGGAAUGCAUUGCUGAGCAUAAGGAAGAUGCCCGCAUUGGUGUUUCCCGUCAACAGAUCAAGAAGUAUGUUGAGAGCAAGUACAAGCUUGAGUUUGGCGCCGCCCAAGUCUCUCAACUGUCGAGAGCCAUCUCCACUGGUGCAGAAAAGAAUGUCUUUGUCCUCCCCAAGGGUCCUUCCGGUCGUGUUAAGCUUGCGCCCAAGUCCAAGUCCGCCGAUGCCGCGAAGGAGAACAAGCCUACAUCCAAGGCUAAGCCAGCUUCCAAAGCCAAACCUGCCGCCAAACCUGCCUCCAAGAAGCCCGCUUCCAAGCCCGCCUCUGACGCUAAGGCUAAGGCUGCCAAAUCGACGACCACCAAGUCCACCACUAAGUCGACAACCAAGUCAUCAACUACCAAGAAGGCUGCACCCGCAUCGAAGCCAAAGGCUUCAACAACGACGAAGAAGGCUUCCGCUGCACCGAAGAAGACAGUGGCUAAGCCCAAGGCUGCCGCUCCAAAGAAAACGACGUCCGCUCCAAAGGCCAAGAAGGCUGUGACUGGUACCACACCCGCUGCAAAGGCAAAGACUGCUGCUAAGAAGGCACCCGCUAAGAAGGCUGCGGCCAAAUCAUCAACAACAAAGAAAACGACCGCUAAGAAGUCAUCUUGA